Messenger RNA from Agrilus planipennis (emerald ash borer), 962 nucleotides. Its product is annotated as solute carrier family 25 member 35-like. The record is from RefSeq and is a predicted model, not a curated record. Bases 13 to 927 code for a protein of 304 amino acids. NCBI's taxonomy places the organism in Eukaryota, Metazoa, Arthropoda, Insecta, Coleoptera, Buprestidae. The transcript has 4 exons.
CUGUAUAUAAUAAUGGAGUUUAUAAUGGCAGCUACAAGCGCAGCAACUGCUGGUGCCAUAACAAACCCACUGGAAGUAAUUAAAACAAGAAUGCAACUGCAGGGUGAGCUUAUGGCAAAAGGGGAAGCUGUGAUACAUUUUAAAAAUUUUGUUCAUGCCGGUUAUGUUAUUUCGAAAACAGAAGGAUUUCGAGCCCUUCAAAAAGGCGUAAUUCCCACAAUGUGGAUGCAGUUUUUAAUGAACGGAUCUAGAUUUGGUUUUUACGAAUUUUUUCUCGCUAGAGGUUUUAUAACUGAUAAGGACGGUAAAACAAUUUUUUGGAAGUCUGUUGUAUUUAGUGGCUUUGGUGGAAUAAUGGGUCAGUGUUUAGCCAGUCCAUUUUAUAUGGUCAAAACACAUUUGCAGUCACAGGCAGCAAAAGCCAUCGCAGUGGGUCAUCAACACGAACAUAGGGGCACUUUAGACGCAUUCAAAACUAUUUUUCAUGAACAUGGGGUGAGGGGUUUAUUUCGGGGAGCUGCUGCAUCGGUACCUAGAGCACUCGCGGGUUCUAUCUCACAGCUGACCAGCUUCUAUUAUACGAAGCAAUGGCUUAAUAAUUACGAAUAUUUCAGGGAAUCGCCAAUUGCGAAAACUUUUGUCGCGGGAAUGGUCGGAGGGAUAGCAAUCAGUGUGACCAUGCAACCGUUUGACCUCAUACUCACACGCCUCUAUAACCAAGGAGUGGAUGCUCACGGCAGGGGUCUCCUUUACAAUGGAUUUUUUGAUUGCUUAAUAAAAAUAUACAGGGUGGAAGGCCCUUUGGCAUUCUAUAAAGGACUAGGACCUCUUUAUUUUCGUUUAGGACCUCAUUCUGUUAUAUUUUUUCUUAUAUAUGAAGGUUACAAAAGCACGUAUAAUAAACUAAAAGAACAAAUAUAUAUUUAGAGCAAUGUUUAAAAUAAAGAAAUAUUUUUUUACCA